CCGGGGCCGCCUCCCGACAGUCCGCCCUCGCCGCUGCAGCCUCGGCGGCCGGCCGGCCGGCCAUGGAAGCCGAGCUCUCCCCAGGUCCGGGUCCGGGCUGUGAGCGCCCCCAGCUCCGCGCCGGCGGUMGGGACCCCAGUGCGCUACGGGCCGAGGCGCCAUGGCUGAGCGCGCAGGGCUCGGGCCCGCGCGCCGCGCCCGUGACGGUGCCGGCGCCGCCACAGGGCCCUUCUAUGGGCGGAGGUUUUGCGGGCUUGGAGUUCGCGCUGCCGCAGGAGCCGCUGGCUGCAGACCUAGGGACCCCGGGGACGUGGGCGGGGGCGGCUGGGCUCCCGACACCGUCGGUGCACAUCCCGGUGCCAGCGCAGAGAUCCCCCCCAGGAAAAGCUCGGCUAGAUGAGGUCCUGGCCGCGGCAGCCCUUACAAGCCUGUCUACUAGCCCCCUCUAUCUGGGGGCCCCUGCUGUAUCCUUCAGUCCAGAGCCUGACUUGGAACCCUGGAGGGAGGCCCUGACUCAGCCCACUGGCAGCUACAGCAGCAGCAGCAACAGUGGAGACUGCGUCUGGGACCAGGCCAGCGACCAGUCCUCCCCGUCCACACCAUCGCCCCCACUGCCCCCUGAGGCAGCCCACUUUCUGUUUGGGGAGCCCACUCAGAGGAAACGGAAGAGCGCGGUCCAGGUGGUGUUCCAGUGCCUGUGGAAGAGCUGCGGGAAGGUGCUGCGCACAGCCUCCGCCAUUCAGAGACACAUCCGCCUGGUGCACCUGGGGAGACGGGCAGAGCCUGAGCACAGUGAUGGUGAGGAGGACUUCUACUACACUGAGCUGGACAUUGGUGUGGACAUGCUGACCAAUGGGCUGUCCAACCUGGCCCCAACGUCCCCUGAGGCCCCUGUGCCGCCUGCCUUCCCCCACCUGGACCUGCCCAGCCUGCUGCGGCCCCUGGCCCUGCCCUUGCCCCUGCCCCCUUUGCUUAGCUCUGCAGCUCCUCCCAAGACAUGCCACGGUGACCAUGCCCACCAUGCUGGGGAGGCAACAGGUGGCAGCUGGGAACAAGUCUCAGGGCACUCUGGAGAGGAGCGAAAUCCAAGUUGCAGUUCCCCCCAGGGCUGCCUGGCACCCGUCCAUGUGGACCCACAGCCCACUGAGGGCCGGGCCACUGCACCAGCCCUGCCCUCCAAGCUUGGUGCCAGCUUGAGGAAGCCUCGCGGUGAUGCCAAGAAGUGCCGGAAGGUGUACGGCACGGAUCACCGGGACCUGUGGUGCACAGCCUGCCGCUGGAAGAAGGCUUGUCAGCGGUUCCUGGACUGAGCCCACUGGCCCUGCUGUCCCGCCUCCUGUCCUGGGCAAUCACCAGGCCUUGCCUCUUCUAGCUGUGGGGCUACUUCCUAAGGCAGGAGACAGUAGGGGAGAUGGUGACCCUGGGCCCCAGCAGUGGGGAAAGGGGUCCUGCUAUUCAAAGUGCCUCUGAAGAAGCCAGCGUUUUUGCACUAAAGCCAAAUAACAUCACUGUCCCCUUGGCCCCAGGACUGUUGCCCCCCUGCCUGUUGGCCCAGGACUGGCCAAGGAUAUUGGCAGGCCAGCUGUAGGGUUUGGUCCAAGAGGCACUUUGAGGGGUGUUGAGAAGGGGACUCCCAUACUUACACCUAAUGCAGUGGUUUAGGGGCCAGGGCUGACUUUUUCCAUGUUUCUGAAGCUCAGGUGUCUCACGUCUGGGCCACCAGGCGAGGAGAAAAAUUAAAAAUUGGGUUUUUUUUCCAGAAGCUGAGUCUGCCUCCUGGAGGGAAGGAAUGGGUCCAGGACCUUGUGGGCAGGGAUGGGGGGAGGCCACAGGGCUGGGGGUCUCCAGUCCAGCCCCCUGUAUCCAAGAUGAGGCCGAGGAGGGGGCUAUCUGAAACACAGGAGGCAUCUGCUGGGAGCAGCAAUUUCCCAAUUUAUUGAAAGUAAUCGCUUUGCAAGAAUGUCUAUGCUAAUCCCGUCACAGAAAGGAACCCCACAGGCAGGCCUGGAGCCUUUGGAGGCAAGCAAGAAACUCCAGACCCUCUGUAGAGAAGAGAAGGUGAUGCUGGCUGCUGGCCUGGCCUCUGGCUACCAAGACCUAGGCGGCAGCAGCUGUGAUUUUCCACCAAUGGACUAAAAAACCUCCCCAAAUAUUAAAUACAUCUCCAGUACAAACACAGGUUUAUAAUAAUAUAUAAAGUCGAUAUGAUAGAGCAUCCCAAGAAAAAAAUCAACAGUCUCCAAAUACUGCCUUUUU
Molecule: messenger RNA, 2256 nt
Organism: Urocitellus parryii (Arctic ground squirrel)
Lineage: Eukaryota; Metazoa; Chordata; Mammalia; Rodentia; Sciuridae
Gene: Slc2a4rg
Product: SLC2A4 regulator
Biological process (GO): regulation of transcription by RNA polymerase II
Cellular component (GO): nucleus
Molecular function (GO): RNA polymerase II cis-regulatory region sequence-specific DNA binding; DNA-binding transcription factor activity
Source: RefSeq, a predicted model, not a curated record